Episyrphus balteatus (marmalade hoverfly) is the source of this 3421-nucleotide messenger RNA. RefSeq names its product protein alan shepard (gene shep). The coding region runs from base 1333 to 3090 and encodes 585 amino acids. The transcript is spliced from 14 exons. Lineage: Eukaryota; Metazoa; Arthropoda; Insecta; Diptera; Syrphidae. The record is from RefSeq and is a predicted model, not a curated record. Gene Ontology annotation, cellular component: ribonucleoprotein complex; cytosol; nucleus. Gene Ontology annotation, molecular function: poly(A) binding; mRNA 3'-UTR binding; poly(U) RNA binding.
UUUGUUGUAUAUUUUUCAUCUCACCACUCAUCGUUGUUUCUCUCAGAAAAAAGCAAAAGGCAAUUAAAUUCUGUGAAUGAAUUGCAUUUUUUUUAUCAAAAAAAUUCUCUGGAAAUUAAUUUGAAAAAUCCUUUCAAAGUUUCUUUGAAAUCCUUGAAUUAAAUACAAAGUAUGAGAAAAUAGUCCUUGAACAUUUGUUUGGUUUUUUAAUCUCCGAGAAAAACCUUCGAAAAUAACAAUAAUUUUGUUUUCCAACUGCAUUUUUUUUUGCAUUCAUACAAAUUGUGUACGAGUGUAAUUACGCGAGAGUGUGUAUAGUAGUAUUUCUUCAUCAACGUGUGUUUUCGUCGUGUUUUUUGGUCAUCAUUGCGUAUGUGUAUGUGUUGAAUAUUUUUGCAGCCGCCUUUGCUGUCAUUUAUUGAAACUGACAUUUGCCGUGUAUGGUGAAUUCUCUCUCUUGCAAAUUGUUGUUUUUUUUCUGUCUUCUUCAUUGUGUGUUGUAUUUGCAGAUUGCCAAUUGCGUAAAGUCUGUGCAAAGUUUUCGCUGUCGUUCUUGUGCCAUUCGUGUGCUUUCUGCGACAAUUUCUAAACAAACAAACCUAGAAAUCAUUAAAAUAAUCACUUUUCUUUAUGUGCCACUAAGAAUUUGUUCAACAAAUCCUCCAGAAUAAAGUGAAAUUCGUAAAUUAAAAAAUUAAGAAAAAACCGAAAUUGGUGAAAAUAGACUGAUUCAAGUGCCUUCAAUUGAAUGCAUUUUCUCUCUCUUUACUCUCGUGUAAAAUUUUUUCUCCCCUUGCACUUGCUCUUUAAACAAAACAAACAAAAAAGUGCUCACCACCCCCACACAUUUGAACAAUUCUGCAAAAAGUAAAUCAACUCACACAUAUUCAAGUGUGCUAUUGUAUUCGAUUUGAUUUUUGUUUGUAAAUUCAAACAAAAAAAAUUAUAAAUUGUUUGCUUGUGAACUUUUAAAUUCGAUUUGAAAAUUAAUUGUGGUGAAUUUAUUAUUCCAAUUGGACAAAAAAAGAGAAAACAAAAACAAGCGGCUGCCAUCAUAAUUUCUAUCUGUGUAUUGUGUGUUGGUUUUUCUCUUUUUCGCUCUCAUACACAAGAAGACAUUUUGAAUUUUAUGCAGAAUCUCAGCGAAUAUCUGUCAAAUUAGAGUUUGUUGUUUUUUUUUAUUGUGUGCUCUUAAAUUUUUGCCCGGCAUUUCAACACAAAAAUAAUAACAAAAGAAAAUAACCAAAAAGCGAAUUAGUUUUUUUUUUCGAUUGAAAUUUACAUUUUUGUAAUAAUUAAGUGAUUGACUAGAAAGUUACAAACACGAUAAGAAUGCAUCAGCCACGUUAUAGUCCAGCUCCUCAGCCGCAAGUAGGAGGUCUAGCAGGCAUGCGGCCACCGGCUCAACUUCCGAGGCCACAAACUUUUACAAACGUAAGUUCCAACACUCGAUCGAACACACAAAUUCUCAAUCACAACCAAAAGGGAAGUACAACAGCAGCGCCGCGUUCGGCAUACCCGGGAGCUCCGCCCCCAGCCCCGGUAUCAUUGAAAGGGGCCCAGAGGCCAGCUAUGACUAGUCCAGCUGCAGGUGGAUUAGCUGGUGCUCCAUAUAGAGGUGCUAGUUGGACACCCCAGGGUUACGCACCGGCGGCCGCUGCUGCACAACAGGCCUACAGAUAUACAGCUCCUUUGCCACAACCAGCUUAUGCCGCAUAUACACCUCAUACAACAACAACUACAACGGUAAGACCAAUUGAGUUUAAUGGUAAUCUGCUUAUGUACGGACAAAGAGUCCCAACAGCCGCAUCACCUAGCAAUACAAACUCAAGCAGUUCAUCAAAUACCGGCUCACAGAGCGGAACCAUAAGUACUAGUCUGAGUAAUACCAAUACUAAUACAACAAUGGGUCCUAAUAACACACAACAACAGGGCGAGCAGCUAUCGAAAACAAAUUUAUACAUUCGUGGCCUGCAACAAGGCACAACUGAUAAGGACUUAGUUAGCAUGUGUGCACAAUACGGAACUAUAAUAUCAACAAAAGCGAUCCUAGAUAAAACAACAAACAAAUGUAAAGGCUAUGGAUUUGUAGAUUUCGAGCUGCCAACAUAUGCAGAGGGCGCUGUUAAAGGUCUCCAAGCGAAGGGCGUUCAAGCUCAGAUGGCCAAAGUGGGUAUCUGGGUGCUUCAUAGGCCGGCCAUUCAACAAGAACAGGAUCCUACAAAUUUGUACAUUGCAAAUUUGCCACCACACUUCAAGGAGACAGAUUUAGAGAAUAUGCUAUCGAAAUACGGUCAAGUGGUGUCCACACGUAUCCUUCGUGAUCAGCAGUGUAAUUCUAAAGGUGUUGGCUUUGCACGUAUGGAAAGUCGUGAAAAAUGCGAACAAAUUAUACAAAUGUUUAAUGGUAAUCAAAUACCGGGUGCCAAAGAUCCAUUAUUGGUUAAAUUUGCCGAUGGUGGACCCAAAAAGAAGAAUCCCUUCAAGAGUCCCGAUCAAAAUGCUAGAACGUGGCGUGAUGUUGCUGCCGAAGGUAUACCAGUUGCAUAUGAUCCAACAAUGCAACAAAAUGGUGUUAGUGUUAAUGUUGGUACACCAAUUGGGGUGCCAUAUACACGUUUUGGUGCACCACAAGUUGGUGCCUAUCCAAUGGCUGGUUCACAAUGGAUUCCAAGUUAUAUGAUGACACAACCGAUCACUCAGGUAGAGGAUCAGUAUAUGCAAAUGGCACCACAAUUAGGUGUUACUCCAUAUAAAACAGAUGGUGUUAACCAGGUUCAACCACGUGGCAUUUCAAUGAUGGUUAGCGGUGAUACAGUGCCAUAUGGAACAAUGAUGCCACAAUUAGCCACAUUACAAAUUGGCAAUUCGGGUCUUGAGGAACUUUUUGACCAAAAUCGUUUGAUGUUCGAAGCUUGUGCCAUGCAGAAUUUCUCUCCAUCAUUACAGUAUAUUAGUCCAUCGUAUCCAUACUAUCCACCACCAACGAUAAUUCCAACAAUGCCAAUGGCUGAUUCGGAACAAGCUAGCACGGCUGCAUCCCCCGACGAGGCAUAUACACAAUAUGCGCAUCAAGCUGGACCGAAAUAGGUCAUCGAGAGAUCUAAUCACCAAAUACCUCAUAAACUACAUCCAAUAAAGGUGAUUGUGUAAACACGGACUUCUUUAACAAAAAAACAAAAAAAAUUAAUAAACAAAAUAAAAUAAAAAAAAAACAUAAAAAAGCGAUUUUUUCCAUUGAAAAGUAAUUUAUAUGAAAAAUAAAAACAAAAAAAUGAAAGACUCAACCAAAACAAAAAAACACACUAAAACAACUAUUUCAAAAAAAAAAAAUAAAAUAAAACAAAAAUAAGAAAAUCAGAAAGAAGAAGAAGGUGAUAUGCAAGGCAACAAAAUUUAAAUAAAACAAAAGAAAACAAAA